Messenger RNA from Ambispora gerdemannii, 1356 nucleotides. NCBI's taxonomy places the organism in Eukaryota, Fungi, Glomeromycota, Glomeromycetes, Archaeosporales, Ambisporaceae. The record is from the annotation of a GenBank genome assembly.
AUGACCACAAAAGCUUCAAAAACUUCUACUUGUCACCCAUUUGCACUCUUAACAAAGUCACCCGAGUAUUGGAUAAAUGAAUUCAGACGAUGUAAAGAUUUUGAGCAAUUACAUUCGGUUGCUGUUCGAUUUUUUUACUACAAAACGGAAUUCAAUAAGAAUCAUAAUUCUGCACUUGAUUUGAAAAUUUAUAUUGUUGCCUUGAAUGCUUGUAGGAGGCUUGUUCGAAUUACAAAUUCUAACAAGACUUCAGAAGAGGAAAGUAACUCAACAUCAUUGCCCGUUCAAAACGAAUUCAUGCAAAGAUUUUGGAUAGAUAUUCCAAAAAAAUCAUGUACCACUAAAGACAUACUAAAACUAGCGCGUCGAUUCUUUGAUCACAUCGAUAUAAACAGUCGAAAACACAUCCUCUAUACACAUUACAUGGCAGUGUUAGCUUGCGCUGGACACGUAAAUGCGAUACAUACUUUAUUAGAAAAUAUGCGAGAACAAGGCAUAAGGCCAAAUUCAUUUGCAUAUAAACACUUUAUAAAUGCAUGUGUGAAUUCUGGUGAUUUACAACGAGCAUUUAACACGAUCGAUACACCUGCUGACGUUGUUUCCUCUGCGGCAACUGCUGAGACUGUUGGAAGUCAUUCACACCAGCCUUCACUUUUUAAAUUCCUGUUAUCGCGUGAUACUAAUUGGGUAAAGGCUGCUACAAGUCUGGGGUGGGGAUUAAUUUUUGGUAAAUGUAUUUUAUACUCUUCCUGUAUAACAAAUGACGGCGUAUUCGACGAUGUUUUAUUGGAGGCGAAUAGUGAUCAAUUAGCAAUUUUGGCGUUUGGAAUUUGCUCGUUAAUCGGGAUGAGAUAUUUUUCACUGAAUUUAAUCGGGGAUUCCAAAUCAAUAUCAUUGGUGCUUGAGAGUCAAUAUAUCCCGGAAAAAGUGGUGUAUCCUCGAUAUUUAUUAAACACGCCAUCAUCAAAUUCGGCGACAACUACUUCUGCUACAUUAUCAUCGUCAAAAAAUACAUUGAAUUCAAAUUUUGAUUACUCGCAUGCAGAGAAAUUACGACGAAAUUUAUAUUGUACCAUGAUAAAUAGACUGCUAAAAAAUCGCCAAUUAGACAAGGCAUUGCUGGUACUCUCACGAAUGACCGAAAAGAAAUUACCAUUGGAUUACGUUAAUUACAAAAAGUUCAUCGAUUCAUUAUGUCAAGCAGAAAGACUAAGCGAUGCAGUUGAGGUGGCUUUAUGUGCAAAAAGUCAAGGAAAACAAUUGUCCCCUAGUAAUGAACUCCUGCCUAUAAUUCAAGCAUAUCAAAAGGAAAACGAUAUCAAGGGACUAGAAAGAUUUUAUAAUAUCGUGAUGUGA